AUGGCCAGUGGUGUCGCCUCCGAAGCACUCUCCAACCCAAAGCGAUGGGUCGUCAUCUAUCCAGCCUACAUCGAUAAGAAGAAGACGUCGAAGCAGGGACGCAAGAUUUCGAAGCUUUUGGCCGUCGAAAACCCAACGUCCGUAGAGAUUCACGACGUGCUCGCCGCCGUUGGUUUCAAUCCGCUACUGGAGAGAACGAAGUGCUAUCCACGAGACGGAGAGCGCGACUUCGAAGUGCAAGGCCGCGUGCGGGUGCAGUUGAAGAACGAUGAUGGAACGCCGAAGCAUACACAGAAGACGAGAGACGAAGUAUUCAAAAUGGUUGCCGAGAUGAUUCCAAAGCUGAAGACACGCCAACCCGGAUACACACCACAAGCAGCUCCGACGAGUUCGGCAGCCGGAGGGAAGAAGAACAAGAAGAAGAAGUAG
Molecule: messenger RNA, 429 nt
Organism: Caenorhabditis briggsae
Lineage: Eukaryota; Metazoa; Nematoda; Chromadorea; Rhabditida; Rhabditidae
Exons: 3
Coding region: 1-429 (142 amino acids)
Biological process (GO): SRP-dependent cotranslational protein targeting to membrane, signal sequence recognition; SRP-dependent cotranslational protein targeting to membrane
Cellular component (GO): signal recognition particle, endoplasmic reticulum targeting
Molecular function (GO): 7S RNA binding
Source: RefSeq, a predicted model, not a curated record